ACUGUGCAGGUGUAACCACAAAAUAAGUUAAGUCUUGUUGUUCAUGCCAUUUUAUGAGCCAUAUAACUUAGAGAAAUAAUUGUUUAUUUUAUAAUUGGUGUUGCUAACCAACUUUUACAUUUUGUAUAGUUUAUUGACUUGUUUGUUGGGACGAUUAAAUAGUGUACUUUUGGAUUCACAAAUCACACUACUCAUCAGAGAUAAAUUUCACUGCCAAAGAAUAAAAAUUGGUUUUACAGGUUUACAUUACCUGAGGGUGUGAUUCCUAAACAUUAGUAUGCACGAGAAUCACUUAAAGAGAGAGAUUGAAGUGCAGAUUUUCAGCCCUUAGCACCACCAGAGAAUUUCAUUCAAGGUCUGGAGGGAAACCCAGGAGUCAACCUGGAAAAAAACAACUCAGACUCCCAAGUAAUUAUUUAUGCAUAUGGUUCACACACUACAAUCUGAAAAACACUAACUCCACCUGAAAGUCUUUAUAAGGCUCAGAUUUUGGAAAUGGUAUUGCCUGUAUGCACCUCCUGAAGUUAUUAAUUUGAACGCGUGGUGGCAGUGCAGGCUAAGAGAGUGAAUAAGAGCUCUGCAGAUUCGGUGGACUCCAUUUUAUUCAGAAGCCCCCCCAAAUACAGAACACACUUACAGCUGGAGCUAAGAUAGUAGUAUUCAGGAAGGCACUCGUCACCAGACAAGUUAUAAGACGAAUUCGAAAUUCAACAGUAAAGACAUUUCGGAGGGUCGGUGGUGGACGUGAUGAUGGGGACUGGAAAAAGAUUUUUUCCUCUGGGAUCAGACAUAAUGGAGAUGGCGAGAACAAAAGUACAUCGCAAGAAAAGGCAAGUGGCAAUUCUCAUUAUAUGGGUGCUUUUGUGGGAAGCCGGUUCAGAAUCGAUUCAAUAUUCUGUACUGGAGGAGUCAGAAACUGGCACGUUUGUGGCCAAUUUGACAAAGGACCUGGGACUCAGGAGAGGAGAACUGGCUGCGCGUGGUGCCCAGGUUGUUUUCAAGGGGAACAGACAGUAUUUGCAGCUUGACCCAAAGACCUAUGAUUUACUGCUAAAUGAGAAACUGGACCGGGAAGAGCUGUGCGGCUCCACUGAGCCAUGCGUGCUACCUUUUCAAGUGUUACUGGAAAAUCCCUUGCAGUUUUUUCAGGCUGCUUUACGAGUCAGAGAUAUAAAUGACCACGCCCCAGAGUUCCCAGCCAGAGAAAUGCUACUAAAAAUAUCAGAAAUUACUACACCAGGAAAGCUAUUUCCUUUGAAAAUGGCACAGGAUUUAGACGCUGGUAACAACAGUCUUCAGAGCUAUAUAAUCAGCUCCAAUCCUCAUUUUCACGUUCUCACUCGCAAUCGCAGCGAUGGCAGGAAGUUCCCGGAGCUGGUGCUGGACAAAGCCUUGGACCGCGAGGAGCAGCGCGAACUAAGGCUUACCCUCACAGCGCUGGAUGGUGGGUCUCCGCCCAGGUCUGGGAGCACGGAGAUUCAGAUCCUGGUCUUGGACAUCAAUGACAAUGCUCCCGAAUUUGCUCAGGAACUCUAUGAGGCACAAAUCCCUGAAAACAAUUCCCUAGGCUCCCUGAUUAUCACCGUCUCAGCGACAGAUUUAGAUGCAGGAUCCUUUGGGGAGGUAUCUUAUGCCCUAUUUCAGGGAGAUGACGUUAAUCAACCCUUCGAAAUAAACGCAAUUACAGGAGAAAUUCGACUGAGAAAGACUUUGGAUUUUGAGGAAUUUCAAUCAUACCACGUGGAUAUUGAGGCUACAGAUGGCGGGGGACUAUCAGGAAAAUGCUCUUUAGUCAUCAAGGUUCUGGACGUAAAUGACAACGCUCCUCAACUGACCAUGUCCUCCCUCGUCAGUCCCAUCCCCGAAAACCUGCCAGAGGUCAUAGUAGCAGUUUUCAGUGUGUCAGAUGCAGAUUCUGGACAAAAUCAACAGGUUAUUUGUUCUAUAGAUGACAAUCUCCCCUUUCUUCUAAGACCAUCAGUCGAGAAUUUCUACACCUUGGUAACUGAAGGAGCGCUGGACAGAGAGAGCCAGGCCGAGUACAACAUCACCAUCACCGUCACUGACCUGGGCACCCCCAGGCUGCAAACCCAGCACCACAUGACGGUGACGGUGUCCGACGUGAACGACAACGCGCCGGCCUUCAGCCACACCGCCUACACCCUGCGGGUGCGCGAGAACAACAGCCCCGGCCUGCACAUCGGCCGCGUGAGCGCCGCGGACAGAGACGCGGGCGCCAACGCGCAGGUCACCUACUCGCUGCUGCCGCCGCACGACCCGCGGCUGCCCCUGGCCUCGCUGGUGUCCCUCAACGCGGCCACCGGGCAGCUGUUCGCGCUCAGCUCCCUGGACUUCGAGGCGCUGCGCGCGUUCGAGUUCCGCGUGGGCGCGGCCGACCGCGGCUCGCCGGCGCUCAGCAGCCAGGCGCUGGUGCGCGUGCUGGUGGGGGACGCCAACGACAACGCGCCCUUCGUGCUGUACCCGCCGCAGAACGGCUCGGCGCGCUGCCCCGAGCUGGUGCCCAGGGCGGCCGAGGCGGGCUACCUGGUGACCAAGGUGGUGGCGGUGGACGGCGACUCGGGCCAGAACGCCUGGCUGGCGUACCAGCUGCUCAGGGCCACGGAGCCCGGGCUGUUCGGCGUGUGGGCGCACAACGGCGAGGUGCGCACGGCCAGGCCGCUGAGCGCGCGCGACGCCGUCCGGCACAGGCUGCUGGUGCUGGUCAAGGACAACGGCGAGCCGCCGCUGUCGGCCAGCGUCACGCUGCACGUGCUGCUGGUGGACGGCUUCUCGCAGCCCUACCUGCCGCUCCCGGCCGCGGCGGCGGCCGAGGCCCGGGCCGACCCGCUCACCGUCCACCUGGUGGUGGCCUUGGCGUCGGUGUCGUCGCUCUUGCUGGUGGCGGUGCUGGGGUUCGUGGCGGUGCGGCUGGGCAGGAGGAGCCGGGCCGCGGCGGGGGGCGGCUGCUCGCUGCCCGAGGGCCCCUUCGCGGGCCACCUGCUGGACGUCAGCGGCGCGGGGACCCUGUCGCACAGCUACCAGUACCAGGUGUGUCUGACGGGAGGAUCUGGGACCAAUGAGUUCAAGUUCCUCAAGCCCAUUAUUCCCAACUUCCCUCCUCAGGGCACUGGAAAGGAAAUUGAGGAAAACCCCAUGGUUCGUGAUAGUUUCCUAUUCAGUUAAGUAUUGGAUUAUCCUAUUAAGCCCUACUUAGUUUGAAAAUCUUUUAACUUAGUUAAAUGUUAUCGAUAGUUUGUUUUUUAAUUAUUUUACUACACUUCCUUAGGUUGAAAAAAAAUCAGAUACUGGGUAUGUACAGUGUUUUCCCUAUAUCAUGCUUAGUAGAUUUGUAUUACUCUCAACUAUAUUUGACAAUCCGAAUAAAAAGUAAAUUUUUAUUUGCAUAAUUUAAAAUUUUUGAAAUUUAAUCUUCUAUUCGUCUUAGAAAAAUUGUAAUACAAAGCCCUUAAGUAAGAUUGUAUAUCUAACUAUUGGUGACAACUGUCAUCACCAUUACCAUGUAGGGAAAUUUUUAAAGUGUGAGUGUUUGGGGGUGCCUGGCUGGCUCAGUUGGUAGAAAAUGCAACUCUUGAUCUCGGUGGUGAGUUCAAGCCCCAUACUGGGCAUAGAGCCUACUUUAAAAACAUAAAAUAAUGGGCGCCUGGGUGGCUCAGUUGGUUAAGCGACUGCCUUCGGCUCAGGUCAUGAUCCUGGAGUCCCUGGAUCGAGUCCCGCAUCGAGUCCCGCAUCGAGUCCCGCAUCGAGUCCCGCAUCGAGUCCCGCAUCGAGUCCCGCAUCAGGCUCCCUGCUCGGCAGGGAGUCUGCUUCUCCCUCUGACCCUCCCCCCUCUCAUGUGCUCUCUCUCUCAUUCUCUCUGUCAAAUAAAUAAAUAAAAUCUUUAAAAACAAAACACAUAAAAUAAAAUGUGAGUAUUUGAUAUUACUUAAUCUGCCAGUGAAAGUCUCAUUUUGGGGUAAUGGCUACAAUGUGAAUAAUUAAAGAUAAACACUAAAGAUGGCUAAAUGCUAAGACAACCAUUCAUAUUUAUGUGUAUUUCAAUAUACCAUAAUAGUCAAUACAUUUUUCUAUGCAUAUAAACUUUGCACAAAAGUGUCAAUAAAUUAAACUCCAGUUUGUGAGCUGCAUGUAAGCUUAUGAUAGUAUUUUUAAAUAAUACCAAGUCAGUUAUAAAUGCAUAAUAAAUAUUUGAUGAAUGUUACUAACAUUCCAACAGUGAAUUUCAAAGGUUUAUUUUCAAGGAAUAUAGAAAAAUGUUAAUAUUCUCUCCACAAUGCAUUACCUUUGUCAAUAAGUGAAAUUAAAUAUCAUUCUUUUACUUUCUUUCUAAACGGAAACCACCCUCCACACACCCUAAACUCUAUUACAGAAUAUAAAAUGUUGAGAGUACAUUUUAUCUCCUUGUCUUUGUCUAU
Messenger RNA from Mirounga angustirostris (Northern elephant seal), 4433 nucleotides. RefSeq names its product protocadherin beta-6-like. Gene Ontology annotation, molecular function: calcium ion binding. The record is from RefSeq and is a predicted model, not a curated record. The coding region runs from base 748 to 3183 and encodes 811 amino acids. The transcript has a single exon. Lineage: Eukaryota; Metazoa; Chordata; Mammalia; Carnivora; Phocidae. Gene Ontology annotation, biological process: homophilic cell-cell adhesion. Gene Ontology annotation, cellular component: plasma membrane.